GCCUGUUCCGAGCUCAGAAUAACGCAAGAGACUACACACGGAGAGACACACGCACACACAGAGACCUUUUAUCUGGUUCACUGCAAAAGCCCGAUCACACUUGGAUUAUUAACUAUGACUCUGGAAGAGAUCCACGGACAAGAGAACACGAUGGAAAACGCAGAUAGGGUGCAAAGUGCAGGCGCAGCCCUGGAGGAGCUGCUGGUCGCUGCCAAGAAGCAGGACUACCUGACAGUUGGAGUUUACGAAUCUGCUAAAGUCAUGAAUGUUGACCCAGACAGCGUGGCGUUCUGCGUCCUCGCCACCGACGAGGAGUACGAGUGUGACAUCGCCCUCCAGAUCCACUUUACCCUCAUCCAGGCUUUCUGCUUCGACAACGACAUCAACGUGGUGCGCGUCAACGACAUCGAGCGCCUGGCCGACCUCGUGGGUGCAAACGAGACCGGCGAGCCCAAGGACGCGCACUGCAUACUUGUCACGAGCCCCAGUGCAAACCCAUGGAAAGACCCUGCUCUGGACAAGCUGAGCCUGUUCUGCGAGGAGAGCCGCAGCGUGUACGACUGGGUGCCCACCAUCACACUCCCAGAGCGCUGAUCCCACUGAUAAAGCUUCACAUGAUGAUGAUGAAGACGAUGAUGAAAAGAAAAGUCAUGGAGCUGAGCUUCAGCUGCUGGGGGUGUCAAGCCUUUUCCGCCUCACUUUUCUGGAUUAAGAGGCUAGUGGGCUGCAACUCCCCACACACACGCACCCACCACCCCCUUCCUCCUCCUGCAAGAGCUCGACCUUCCAGUGCAUUCUGGGUCAGCACGUUGGUUCUGGAUUACCCUGAGGAAAGGGGGUUCAAGUUGAGAGGUCAAGUGUGGACUAGGUCAGGUGCAUGUUAGAGUGGACAGAAAAAAGCCUGAUGGACACUGAGAGGGAUGUUGGACCUGCAGGAAAAGAUGCUAAGUGGUGACCCAGUGGACCGCCCUAGAUAAUAGGCACUGGGAAUGUGAGCAGAGAAGGUCACAGAUGAAAGAGACUGUGCAAGAAAUGGGACUUAUGAAAGUGUGGAGGCUCCACUGAUUCUCAUCAGUGGGGAACAAGGAAGAUGCUGGUCCUGAAGAUGGUAUCAGAAAAAUGUCUGAAUGGACUUAACUUUUCUUUGCCAGUGCAGCUAUCAGGAAGUUCUUGGAAUAAGCAGAGACUUUGCUUGCAAAUCCUGAUUUCAGCUGUGUCUGUAACUGUGACACUUAUUUUUUUCAUGGACUAUUGUUUUUACUUUAAAAUAUGCAGAGAAAAUGAUGCAAUAUUCACUUGAACUGUACUCAUUUUUAAUGUUUUGUGAAUAAAUAUUUGGAAUCAAACUCA
Molecule: messenger RNA, 1350 nt
Organism: Lates calcarifer (barramundi perch)
Lineage: Eukaryota; Metazoa; Chordata; Actinopteri; Centropomidae
Gene: gadd45ga
Product: growth arrest and DNA-damage-inducible, gamma a
Exons: 4
Coding region: 115-594 (159 amino acids)
Biological process (GO): regulation of cell cycle
Cellular component (GO): cytoplasm; nucleus
Source: RefSeq, a predicted model, not a curated record